Benincasa hispida (wax gourd) is the source of this 2110-nucleotide messenger RNA. RefSeq names its product Tetratricopeptide repeat (TPR)-like superfamily protein. Lineage: Eukaryota; Viridiplantae; Streptophyta; Magnoliopsida; Cucurbitales; Cucurbitaceae. The record is from RefSeq and is a predicted model, not a curated record. Gene Ontology annotation, biological process: RNA modification. Gene Ontology annotation, molecular function: RNA binding; protein binding.
GGAGCUUUGACAAUUAUCUCAAUUCCACUCCCCGCCAAUUUUCAUACUUUGUAAUUCUCUUCUUCUUCUUCUCUCCAAAUCCCGUUAGCAAUCUCUAUAACAUGAACAAGAACUGUCUGGAGAUCGAGCGGAGAAUCCUCCGCCUCCUUCACGGCGAAAAAUCCCGAACCCAUCUCACUGAAAUCCACGCCCACUUCCUCCGCCAUGGCCUCCACCAAUCCAACCAAAUCCUCGCCCAUUUCAUCUCCAUUUGCGCCGCUUUCAAUCACAUUUCCUAUGCCAGUCGCCUCUUUUCACAAUCCCAUAACCCCAACAUCUUCCUCUUCAAUUCCAUCAUCAAAGCCCACUCCCUCUGCCCCCCCUUCCAACAAUCCCUUCUCCUGUUUUCCUCUAUGAAGAAUCACAGGAUUGUUCCUGACGAGUACACUUUUGCGCCGCUGCUUAAAUCCUGUGCGAAUCUUCGUGAGUAUAGUCUUGGUCAGUGUGUGAUUGCUGAAGUUUUGCGUCGUGGGUUUUACUGUUUUGGGUCUAUUCGUAUUGGGGUUGUUGAGUUGUAUGUUUGUUGUGAAAGGAUGGAGGAUGCGCGGAAGGUGUUUGAUGAAAUGCCUCAUAGGGAUGUGGUUGUUUGGAACUUGAUGAUUCGUGGGUUUUGCAAGAUGGGUAAUGUUGAUUUUGGCUUGUAUCUCUUUAGGCAAAUGAAUGAACGUAGCCUAAUUUCUUGGAACACUAUGUUAUCCUGUUUAGCUCAAAGUAGAUGCGAUGCUGAAGCUUUGGAACUCUUUCAACAGAUGGAAGAAUGUGGUUUUAAACCUGAUGAGGUUACUGUGGUCACAAUGUUGCCUGUAUGUUCUCGUUUGGGAGCUCUUGAUGUUGGACAAAGAAUCCAUAAUUAUGCAAGUUCUAAGGGAGAUAUGGUAGAUAAUACAACCAUUGGGAAUUCGCUUGUCGAUUUUUACUGUAAAUGUGGGAAUGUAGAAAGGGCUUACAACAUUUUUCAGAAAAUGACUUGCAAAAGUGUUGUCUCUUGGAAUACAAUGAUUUUGGGUUUUGCUUUAAAUGGGAAUGGGGAAUUUGCUAUUGACCUUUUUAUGAAGAUGGGAAAAGAGGAUGUGAAGCCUAAUGAUGCAACAUUUGUAGCUGUCUUGACCGCUUGUGUUCACUCGGGAUUGUUAGAAAAGGGUCGAGAGCUAUUUUCUUCAAUGGCUGAUAAGUAUGAAAUCCAGCCAAAACUCGAACAUUUUGGUUGUAUGGUUGAUCUUUUGGGACGUGGUGGAUGUUUGGAGGAGGCUCAUAACUUGAUUAAAAGCAUGCCAAUGCAACCAAAUGCCACUUUAUGGGGUGCUUUGCUUGGCGCUUGCCGAACUCAUGGUAACUUGAAACUUGCAGAAAUGGCAGUGAAAGAGCUUUCCAGUCUUGAACCAUGGAACUCUGGUAAUUAUGUAUUGUUGUCAAAUAUGUUGGCAGAAGAAGGAAGAUGGGAAGAUGUUGAGAAUGUCAGACGUUGGAUGAAAGGAAAGAGCGUCAAGAAAGCACCUGGACAGAGUGCAAGUGGGUAACUAUUAAUCUUGAUACUUAUACCUCUUCAAUGGGUUGUAACAUACAGGCCUUGAGUUCGGUUCAAGCCAUAAUGUUGAAAAUAUCUGUUGAAUUAGAUUGGAGUUCAGCAUUUUCAGCCAUCUCGACCUGCACUGCUCCAACGUGCUUAGUAAUGCAUAAACUCUAAAGCGAAAGUAGUCAUUGACUAUGGAUUCCUCUCAAUUCGUAUGCCGAACUUGUCUCAAUCAAAUGGAAGAGAAGAGAAACCUCUAUGGAAAUUGGAAUCCCUUCUCUAGUCCAUGUUUAAGUUAGACAUGGUAAAGCUUCUAGUGCUGUUUCAUGCUAAGUACAAAGCUUUUACCUUCGAGAUCCACUGGAUUGUUUCUCUAUAGAAGAUUGAUCUCAGAGGCUCAAGAGUCAAGAAGGGUAAGUAAGAAAGAAGAAGAGCAAGAAGUAAAUGGGAACACGUUCUUACAUGUAAAAAAGAAGUUUCCUCGUUGAAACUUCAAACUUUGACCCAGAAUGUAAUGGAUUGGUACUUUGUAGAGUUCAAUAAGUAGACUUUUAAUUUUCA